ACAUACUCGUCUUAAAACUCAGCCUUAGCCGUGCAACUUUAUUCCGGAAUCCGGAGAUAAAUAACAAUCGCCUGGUCCGUUGGUAAUUGCAACAGCCACAAAUCAGGCAGUAAAAUCGGAUUUGCAAUCUUGGGAAAGAAGAAACGGACGCCACAGCUUCCUCAGAUUGUUUUGUUGUUGCGAGUGUUCGUGUGUGUGUUGUUGUUGUGUUUUGUGUGUGGUUUUGUGCGGCAACAAAGUCAAAGUCGUCGAAGCUGCUGCGAAACGUGAAAUGCAAAUUGAGGCAAUAGCGAAAUAAAAAAAAAAAAACAUAACCGAAACAGAGACAAUAACAAGCAACGCAACACAACAAAACGGUUUCGCGUGUGUUGAAAAAUUGCAUUGCAAACUAGCAGAUAACAACAAUAAUAACAACGAAAACAAAAAUUGCGCGCCAAAAGCGAAAGAAACAAAAGGAUUAUAUAUAAACAAACCCAAAAGCAGAAGCAGCUGAGCGAGAGAGACGGCGAAAAAUCAAAACAUCUCGGCGAGAGGCUGAAAUUCCAGUUUAACUGCCAUCACACCAUCACCACCCCCCAUCUCACCCACCUCUAGUGAAACUCACCGCGCGCCUCCCCCCGAGAAGGACGACGGGGCACUUGAAGCAUUUCGUGAUACGGCAUUCAGGCACAGUCUGACCGAGGCUGAGAACGCGGCCGGAACGAUGAUGUCCAUGACCAACUCCCCGCCGGCCACGCCCACCGGCGUACAAACGGACUCCGAUGGCCUCAUACUCCCAAAGAAGCUAAUAAAUCCCUGCAUGGAGAGCACCGAUCGCAAGGAGCUGCAUCGAGAGCUCAAGUUUAAUGCCAGAAUUGGUAAAAGCGUGCUAAACCAGAAAUCGGAGCUGCAACGUGCCUACGACAAGCAAAAGGAGCGCCAUAUGGCCGCCGAACAUCAUUCGCCGGAGGCGGAAACCAUCGGAGGGAUACCAGGACUGAAGGGUGAACUGGGCCGGGUGAUCAUGGAGCGGGCACAGAAGCACGAGGCGGCGGCCCAGAAACAGGAUCAGGAGGAGGCCGAGGAGCGGCAGUACGUGAAUCCCGAAUAUCUGAAUGUUCGGGCCAAGCUGCGAACGGCGCAUGCUGCCAACAAUUAGAGAUGACCUCCUCCCCAACCGGAGGUGUGGGCCUCCUAAUCCUCAUCCUCAGCCUCGGCUUGUUUAAUGUUUAAUGUUUAAUUUUUAAAUAACAAUCGUAACCAAAUUGUGUGAGGAAAGAAUUAUGUUUAAUACGUUGACUUGAUAGCAGUUUUCAUUUUGAUAUUAUGCAAAACUAGUUGUUUGUAAUUAACUUUUAUGCCUAGACCUAAGUCAUUUACACUUUUAGUUUGUUAGUUUUAAUAUUGUGAGCUAUUUUCUUUGUCCUUUGUGUGUAUAAACCAUGUGUAUAAAAUUUGUUUUCUAUUCUCCAUUUCUUCCAAAAAAAAAAAUCACAAUUAUGAAAUGAGAAAAUUAUAAACACUUUGGGCCAACCGAGUGUCAAUAAUGUAUUUAGUGUAGUUAUGUGUAUCUAUAUCAAUUAAUUUAGUGAGAACGAUGAUAAUGCUGUAUGUAAACAGGGGUAUAAGAUAGAAAGUAAGACAGAGAUACAGACCGAACAUGGGAGAAUGAUAUUGGAUCUACAUAUAUAGAAACAAAAACUAUUUUAUGUCAAGCUAAGAAAUUUAAAACAGAUUACAGAACUAUAUACAACAUAUAUCUAUAUACAAAUUUUAGUUUCUGGAAUUAAUAAAACCUUUUAAUGUAGGAAAAAGUUAUCAAAGCCAA
Messenger RNA from Drosophila bipectinata, 1807 nucleotides. RefSeq names its product protein FAM107B. NCBI's taxonomy places the organism in Eukaryota, Metazoa, Arthropoda, Insecta, Diptera, Drosophilidae. The record is from RefSeq and is a predicted model, not a curated record.